CUCAAUCCUCAUCUCCCAUACACACUAUAAGAAGCUUCUGCUUCGAGACCUGAACGAUGAGUUAGGACACUCCGAAGAGACAACAAAGAAUACUAGAGAGAGAAACAAGAGAGAGAAGGGGAGAGAGAGAUAUGGAGGUUAUGCAGGAAAAGAGCAUAAGUGAGUCUAGUGGAGAGAGGAUGAAGGAGGAUGAAGAGGGAGGCGGGACGGCUCUUCCCGGGUUCCGGUUUCACCCAACGGACGAAGAGCUCGUCGCGUUUUACCUCAAGAGGAAAGUGGAGAAGAAGCCUCUUAGUAUCGAGCUCAUCAAGCAUGUCGAUAUCUACAAGUACGAUCCUUGGGAUCUUCCAAAAGUAAGCACCGUUGGAGAGAAAGAAUGGUACUUCUUCUGCAUGAGAGGGAGAAAAUACAGGAACAGCAUAAGGCCCAACCGAGUCACGGGGUCUGGGUUUUGGAAAGCAACCGGCAUCGACAAGCAGAUACACGCGGCGAAAGAGCCCCACGACUGCAUCGGCCUCAAGAAGUCCUUGGUCUACUACCGGGGAAGCGCCGGGAAAGGCACGAAGACUGACUGGAUGAUGCACGAGUUUCGGCUCCCGCCGCCAGGGAAAACCACCCAUGAUAGUCUCUCCUCUGCCAAGAGCAUUGCUCAAGAAGCGGAGGUCUGGACACUAUGCAGGAUUUUCAAGAGAAUCCCAUCUCACAGAAAGUACACGCCGAACUUGAAAGAUCACGACACCACCCUCAAGCAGAACCCGACUGACUCAAGCUCUAAAACAAGCAGCUUCGAAUCCGAAUCCGCCGAGCAGUACGUGAGCUUCGGGGAUUCGGCCAUCGUCGCUGCCCACGAUGAGACAAAGCCAGUUAUCACGGACCGGUUUGACGACCGCAACUACCUUCUAUUUGCUCAAUUGAACUCGAUGUCUCAAGCGCCGUACACAGCGCCUGCCUACUCCGGACUCUGGAAUCUGAAUGGGGAGGAUAUUGUCAUGCACGGAAACUGCUGGGACGAGCUAAGGUCAGUAGUCGAGCGAGCCGCCAUCAAUCCUUGCCAAGCUUUUGACUGGAGAUGAAUGCCGAAACCAACGUUUCUUUAUCGAUCGAGCUCACACACCCUUCUCUCGGAUAAGGGGCAUCUUAUAUAUAUUGUCCGGGUCUGUUAAAUAAACACCGUUUGUUUUCCAUGACAGUAAAGCCUUCCGUUACGCGGCCUGGACAUGGUUUCUGCCGAGUCAUGUUAUGUCGGGAUAAGUAGGCAAACACCGUGUAAAGGUCCUAACUUCCUCGCAACAUCCCUGAUAUGGAUUGCUUGAUGUGUAUGUAGAUAGGAAGGAAUGAAGUUGUACUGAUCAAAGUUUCUAGAUUACAGCAGCAUUAUUCGAUUGAUGGCUC
Messenger RNA from Rhodamnia argentea, 1392 nucleotides. Its product is annotated as transcription factor JUNGBRUNNEN 1-like. The record is from RefSeq and is a predicted model, not a curated record. The transcript has 3 exons. Gene Ontology annotation, molecular function: DNA binding. NCBI's taxonomy places the organism in Eukaryota, Viridiplantae, Streptophyta, Magnoliopsida, Myrtales, Myrtaceae. The coding region runs from base 132 to 1073 and encodes 313 amino acids. Gene Ontology annotation, biological process: regulation of DNA-templated transcription.